Zychaea mexicana is the source of this 2308-nucleotide messenger RNA. Its product is annotated as pyridoxal phosphate-dependent transferase. Lineage: Eukaryota; Fungi; Mucoromycota; Mucoromycetes; Mucorales; Lichtheimiaceae. The transcript has 10 exons. Gene Ontology annotation, cellular component: serine palmitoyltransferase complex. The coding region runs from base 142 to 1974 and encodes 610 amino acids. Gene Ontology annotation, molecular function: serine C-palmitoyltransferase activity; pyridoxal phosphate binding. Gene Ontology annotation, biological process: sphingosine biosynthetic process; ceramide biosynthetic process. The record is from RefSeq and is a predicted model, not a curated record.
CGCACACCGGGCCGAUGAUAUUUUUUCUCUUUUCUGCGUUUCUAAUUUGCCAAUCCGCCCGCUCUCUCUCUCUCUCUUUUUCUUACCCUCCCACUCCUCCUCAUCCCCCUCCUCCCUUCUGCAACAACGAGCCCGCCCACAAUGUCAUCGACCACCACCAAUUCGUUACAGGUGCCUGGUAUCGAGAUUCAACCGCCACCCACAUCGACUCGUGAUGGUGCUUCUGCCGAUCCAAACCUUACAGCGCAGGGUCAUCAACAACAGCAACAACAGCAACAGCAACAACAACGGGCACCCACUCGAGCACGCACGUUUUCUCUGUCAUCACUCGUUGGCAAAACUCGUCGAGCUUACUCAGUGUCAUCGGCCUACCCACCAAAGAUGAUUCAUCCUUCGCUUGUGCCAGCAUCUCUGAAACCAGCCGAAAACACACUGACCGUCGACAAUGAGGUCUGGUUCCGUGCAAAGCAUGUCACGCCCGCUCAACGACGUAACUCGGUCGCAGCUGCUCAUCGGAAAUACGAAGACUUUCAACAGAAAAUGGAAGCAGCGCCAAUGUAUAUUCUCGUCUCGACCUAUCUUAAUUACUUUGUCCUGAUUCUGUUGGGUCAUUUGCGUGAUAUUCUUGGUAAAGUUUUUAAGCGAAGUGAAUAUGCACAUUUACGCACAAACCAGGGAUAUGCGCCGCUUGUGUCUGAUUUCGAUUCGUUUUAUACCAGACGGAUGUACAUGCGUAUCCGUGAUUGCUGGAAUCGGCCCAUUACUGGUGUGCCAACGCGAAUUACUACUGUACUGGAACGACAGACGGAUGAUUUCAACAAGACAUUUAGAUUGACAGGGAAAAAGAUCGAUGCCAUCAACUUUGCGUCGUACAAUUAUCUGGGUUUCGCUCAGGCCCAAGGACCGUGUGCCGAUGCAGUGGAGCAAACGGUGCUCGAGUAUGGUGUCAGUGGCGGCAGCACCCGUGCAGAAUGCGGCAAUAUGGACAUUCAUAGAGAAGCAGAACGAAAGGUUGCUAGGUUCGUGGGCAAGGAGGAUGCUGUCAUUGUGUCCAUGGGUUUUGCUACCAAUUCAACCACCAUCCCAGCCCUUGUCAGCAAGGGCUGUUUGAUUAUUAGUGAUGAAUUAAAUCAUAGCUCAAUCAUCUUUGGCGCACGUCUUUCCGGAGCUUCGAUUCGUGUGUUCAAGCACAACAACAUGGGCGAUCUGCGAAAUCUUUUGCGUGAGGUUAUUUCUCAGGGUCAGCCUCGCACACACCGUCCAUGGAAAAAGAUCAUGGUGAUUGUUGAGGGCUUGUACUCGAUGGAAGGCUCGGUGGUCAACUUGCCAGAACUGAUCAAGUUGAAGCGCGACUUUAAGUUUUACCUGUAUGUGGAUGAAGCCCAUUCCAUCGGUGCAUUGGGUGAACACGGUGGCGGCGUUUGCGAUUUUUAUGGCAUCAAUCCAAAGCAUGUCGAUAUUCUCAUGGGAACAUUUACAAAAUCUUUUGGUGCGGCUGGUGGUUACAUUGCCGGUGACAAGGCUGUAAUUGACCAUUUACGGUUAAAGAAUCAUUCGUUCUGCUAUGCAGAGACGAUGACACCGCCUGUGACGCAACAGGUGCUUGCAAGUCUGGGUAUUAUGAGAGGCGAAGAUGGCACCGAAGAUGGCCGCUUGCGUAUCCGACAGCUUGCGGACAACGCACAUUACUUUGCAGCCAGACUGAGAGAAUUGGGUUUCAUUGUCUAUGGUGACGAAGGCAGCCCCGUUGUCCCCUUGCUCUUGUUCAAUCCAGCCAAAAUUUCAGCGUUUUCGCGCGAGAUGCUCAAGCGGGGUGUCGCUAUUUGUGUUGUCGGCUACCCCGCAACCCCUAUCAUCAGCUCACGAGCUCGCUUCUGCGUCUCUGCAGCACAUACAAGAGAAGAUCUGGACCAUGCCUUGAAGCUGAUCAGCGAGGUGGGAGACCUUCUGAUGCUCAAGUUCAAAGCACACUAAGAAGAAGCAGUCAAGGACAAGGUCCCAUUCACAAUAAUAAUCUCUAUCUGUUGCUAUCUCUCUGACUUGUAAUACACACACACACACUAUUCUAAUUACUACUACCUACCAUCGUUCGUUAUUACCCUUCCCCCCUCACGUCAAAUCAUCGUUCCUCUAUCUUCUAUAUCUUUGUUAUUCUGUUUUUUUUUAUUAUUGUAUAUACGACCUCUACACUAUAGAAGUUUACAAUCCAAGUAUAAUCCCCGUCAUUGUAUCUUUCUUUCUUUCUUUCUUUCUUACCCAAAAAGAUCCGCAUUAAAAACUUUUUCUGCCUGUUGCUGCAAGAAUGGCC